AUGCCUGAUCGGGAAGUGCCCGCCGGAAGCGGUUUCUUGCCCCUGCAGUUUCCUUCGGCUUUCGCCGCGUUCCACGCGACCACUGCGCAGGCGCCGCCGGGCACGAUGCAUCACGCGACGCACUACCACCACCAUGCGCAUGAAAAAAGGGAUCGAAGGCAUGGACAGGAAGCCAUCAAAGGAAUUGAGACAUUGACAAUGUUAGAACUCCAACAAAUGGCCGCACUGUUCAAAGGAUCGCUGAUGUGUGGUUGUGCGCUUGACUGGAGUGAUUAA
Leptosia nina is the source of this 276-nucleotide messenger RNA. The record is from the annotation of a GenBank genome assembly. Lineage: Eukaryota; Metazoa; Arthropoda; Insecta; Lepidoptera; Pieridae.